GUACCAGCAGAUGGCAGCAAUGCAGCCUCUCUGCGGGUAGCCGGUCUGCUGCGGUAGCAGUUCCGGUAGCCUUGGAAUCAGCGGUGAUGGAUGCUGAGGAAUAACAGGGCAGCUCUUCCCCCUUCCCUUUCCAGCGUUUUGCACAGUGUGCACGGUCAAGGGACUACCGUGUUACAUGCGUGAGUCUCCGACCGUGACACAUGUACGUGUAAGCACGGAGGCGGGCACCUCAGUCACAGGCUGCUCCGCGCUUGCAGAUUGGCUUGGUCGAGACACCCCGGGGUCCACGCAGAUGCAGCGACCACGACACGCUGGGCCGUUGUUUUUAGCGCCAUUUCCCCCUGAACAAUAGCGCGGCGUUGCCGGCGCAGGCUUUGCAGCUUUUCUCCAUUGAUGGCAGCACUUCUGGACUCCUUCAACUGGUCACCAGAGAUUUUCCACCACUUCUGUGGAGUUGUAAAAAAAAAUUGCCCACUCUCAAACUGAAGAAGCCAUCUACUUUACUGUACUCUGAUAUUCUGGUAUACAAUCUGCAUCAUUUCCAGUAUGUCCUAAGCCAAAGCAUUACACAUAUUGGCACUUGCUUUUGAAACAAGAAGUAGAUGGCUACCUCUGAUGUUAUUUUGUAUUUAACUUGUUGGAGAAAUUCCUGACUGCUGUGGAAACUAGUAUCUUAUCAGAGGUGCUCAGCUGUGCAAGGCUUUAUCCCGUGUCCAUUCAGAUGUCUGAUUUCAGAGCCAUUAACAAUGCAGCAAAGUGCCCAAAAAUGGAGAGCAUAUCGCUGUAACAAAUGUGAGAAGUGCUUUGCAUCUAUAGAACCACUUAUGGCUCACCAAGCCAUGCACGCACAAGAAGGGGGGCUGCUUUACUGUGAGAAAUGUGAAAGUGUCUUCUCUAGUCAAGAGGUGAUGGACCAGCACCAGUGCACUUCGUGCACUUACAUCUGUACUUGCGGCAAUGGCUUUGGGCAGUACUCAGAGCUACUUGCACACAUGCGCUCUCAUGACGAAUGGCUGCCUAUGGAGUACAUUAGUCCCCGCUGGGAAAAUUCCAGGAUAGGUAGCAGAAAUGAAAAAGUAGAAACUAAUUCAUUAAAGCCAGAAAUAAAUGAGCCAUCCACAAUUAAAAAUGGAUCAGCCAAUUUAUCAACCCAUGGUGUACUAGUGAACUUAAACUUGCGUUUUUGGCCAGUUGUUACUAUUAAAAGAAAGUACCUGCAGUACCAAGGACGGGGGGGAUACAAGUGUGGCAAAUGUGGGUGGAGUUUUCCAAGCCUAGAUGUGCUUAUUGAACACCAUGCCAGCCACAAGAAGGAGACUGUAUAUGGCUGCAAGAGAUGUAAAAGAGUAAUCGUCAGCAGGAUGUUGAUAGUGAGGCAUCCAUGCAAGCUUGAAGAAGUUUCUACCGAGGACAGUAAAUCCCCACUUCUGUUUCGCUAUGAUGGCAUUUCAGUGAUUGAAAAUUUUAGUAAACAAGAGGACACAACUCUCAAUGGGCCAAAUAAUAGCCGCAGUGCAGGAGAAGUGUGGCAUCGGUGCGUUGAAUGCCCCAUGGUAUUCAGACGGCGGGGAGAUCUAGACAAGCAUAAGUUUACUCAUUCCAACGUGAAGCUAUUUAAGUGCCAAAACUGCCAUAAGAGCUACACCCGAAAGUACAGUCUAAAGUCACACAAGUGUUCAGGAAGGGAAGAAUCACCAGAGCCCAAAGAAAAUCUCAAAUCACCUGUCACAGAGCAAGAACAAAUGACUGCUAAGGCUGGCAUGGAGUCGCCACAAAGUACCUCUGUUAACCAGCUGAAGCAAGAUAUGAGUGUAGAUGUCUUCUCAAACAAAACUCCAAGCCACAACAACAGCAUUGUGGAAAUAAAGGAAGACAGCAUCAAGAACAACUAUAUACCUUCAGCCAAUGUUGAAAUGAAAGAUGAUGACGAGAGCUUGCCCUUUGAUGAAGAAAACUUUAGCUUUAGGGCAUCUGGCAACGUAAGGACGUAUGAAAGAGGCUGUUAUCAAAGACUUACAUCUGUGUCUUCUACUAUGGACAGCCAGGGUAAAUGUGAUGACUCACAGAAUGACCAACUAGAAGAGGAUGAGUUAGAAGAUGAUGACUGCAUAGAAAUAUCUGCAAGUGAACAGGUUAAAUCCAAAGAAUUGGAGACUUGCAAAGACAAAGAACCUGAGGCUGACGAAAAUCUCACAAAGAGGCCACAUUUGAAAACCAUAAAGGAAAAUAAUCUGCCUUCUCCAAAGUUCUUUGUAAAGCAUCCCCCAAUUGAUGGGGAUGAACGACGGUUUGAAUGCACUACAUGUGGCAAGCGGUUCAGUCGUAAGUACACUCUGUAUUUGCAUAAGAAGAAUUGUAAUCAACGCUGUGCCUUAAAGCAAUCCAAUCCAGAAAUGGAUAAACUAGAUCUAGGCAGAAAAAAGCGUCGUAAUGAUCCAGGCAAAAAAAAGUGUCCUGAAGACUAUUCGCCUUUAAAAGACAAGCCAGUCUCCAAACCCCCACAGUGUGAUACGUCGGACAGUGGUGUCUCAACUGAACUUGCCAAACUCUCCAGCAUUGUUUCUGAGCCUGUGUCUUUUACACAAGGUCACAACAACCAGAGGUUAUUUCGCUGUGAAAUGUGUAAAAAUUUCUACUCCCGUCCAUGUACUUUGCGCAUGCAUCAGGAAAAAUGCCCAGUCCUUGCUCUGAAUCGUAUCAACUCGGCAGCAGAUGCUUUGCUAAAUGAUGGAAAAACUAGUGUGAGAGAAAGCACAAAUAAUUGUGCUGAUCAAGUCGAAAACAACACAAACAGCAGGUUUGCAAGUGACACAAAGACCACCUUGAACCAACCUGAAAAGGAUUAUAAUGGCAUGGCCACUGAUGACCACUCUAAGAAUUUAGGAGAAGCUGUAAUGUCAUCAGAAAAUGUGUCUGUGCCACAGAAUAACUCCGCUCAAGCGCCACUGGAUGACAUCCUCAAUGAGCACUUGAGCAUGGUUCAUUGCCAGUUUUGUGGCCGAGGAUACAAACACAAGUCCAGCUUGUGCCGCCACCAUAUGGGGAGCGCAUGUGGGAAGAUGAUGGACCAAAAAAAAAUACAAGUGCAGUCACCAGUUUGUUGUGGCCAGUGUGGCCAGGUCUUCAAUGAAAGGGACUCUUUUAAAAAACACUUAAAUGUAUCCACAUGUCAGGGGAUGACUGUUCCAGCUUUCUUUUGUGAAGUGUGCUGUAAAUCAUUUGAGACGUCUGAACAACUGAAACACCAUCAGCACAUUCCACAGCAGUGAGGUGCUCUCAGUCGUGCCAAAGACCCCUUUGCUGCAGUAACGUGGACUAUUAGCUACCACAUCUGCCGGCCUCUGGAAUUUCUGAGCAAGCAAAGCAUUCCUCAUGGUUCUGCUGCUGUCUUCUGUAACUUUUUUUUUUUUUUUAGAAGAAAUUGGUUUAAAUAAUCUUAAAUUGUUACAUGGGAAAAACUAAGUUUUUUGGUUUGAGCUGUAGGUUUUCUCAUUUGAACUGUUUGUGAUGUUCGGAGAUGAUCUGUUGGACUAGUUGUCUGUUUUGCCCAGUGUUUGUCUGUAUGUGAGUGCAUGUAUGCGUGUGGUUGUUAAAAAUGUUUUAAAACUCUGUAAAUUACAGUAUUCAUUUUAGAUUUUCACUUUUUUUGGUGACAUUUUAUUUCUCAUAGAGAAACAUUGGGGGGGGGGGAGGAGGAGAUGAGAGGAUAAUAACAUUUUACACUUUGUCUGUUUGCCGCGCUGGACACAGUUACUUGUGCUGUCAAGUCUGACUCAAUAUUUUACUUGUUCUGCUAAAAGCAAAAAAUACCCUUUUUGUAUGGGAAGAAAGCAUAAACCCACUAGGUGUAAGUGCAUUUUGUCUUGUGCAGGCCUUAUUCCAUAUCCACUGAAUCAAACCUUUGGACAGGUCUUCAGUUUUGGGAAUGUUUGAAACAUUAAAGAAGAUGUACAUUAUAAUAUAGUUAAGUGCCAGUUUGUUAUGAACCAGUGUGAGGUGUUCCGGUCAGCACUCUUCUUUCUGUUCCACACGCAGUGCUUGCUGCUUAACAGACCAGAAUGCCUUUUACAUGUUGGACUCACGUACAGGGUGAAGUUUGGUGCUUCACAAACAAGACUUGUUGCGGUUGCCUUCAAAAACGAAACACCCUUGAGCACGAUUAUGAUUUUGAAACAAAAAGCUGUAAUUUAAUAUCCAAUGUAGCCAACAAAUUAGGACAUAUGUAUGAAUGUUAUUUCCUCUUUUUGGGUAUAUUUGUGUGUGUGCGUGUGUGUGUUACAGCAGAGCAUCUCAGAUGUUGGCUUGAAAGCACCUAAAGUGGGUUCUUUCCUCUUUGCCCCAAAUAAAUAAAAUGCAUUGUAGUUAAAAUAAUGUAUAUGUGGGUCUGGGUGGGGAUUUCAUGUUGAACAUUUAUGACCAAAAUAAAAAAAAAAAAUUCAAUUUUCUGAAAAUACAAUUAUAUAUAAAAAGGACCCUUCCCAAGACUCACAUACAGUAUAUAUAAAUACUGUAUAUGUAUAUAAAUAAAGAUAUGCUGUUUCAAACGUAUUUAUGUAGUUGAAUCUCUAUGAAGAGUAGCCAUUGUGCCUUAUACCUAAAGCAGUUAAUAGACAGUUAUGCUUGA
Molecule: messenger RNA, 4624 nt
Organism: Erpetoichthys calabaricus (reedfish)
Lineage: Eukaryota; Metazoa; Chordata; Cladistia; Polypteriformes; Polypteridae
Product: zinc finger protein 107
Exons: 3
Coding region: 747-3269 (840 amino acids)
Biological process (GO): regulation of transcription by RNA polymerase II
Cellular component (GO): nucleus
Molecular function (GO): RNA polymerase II cis-regulatory region sequence-specific DNA binding; DNA-binding transcription activator activity, RNA polymerase II-specific
Source: RefSeq, a predicted model, not a curated record